AUGUACAUAGUUGCAGCAUCUUUGAUCAAUGGAUAUUGCAAGAGUAGAAGGAUGAACGAUGGAAAAUCUCUUCUUGCUGAAAUGUCUGAAACAGAAUUGACUCCUAAUACUGUCACUUACAGCACUGUUAUGCAAGAUAGCUUCUGCAAACAUGGACAUUUAGAUGAGGCAUUACAACUGCUUAAGGAAAUGCAAAAGAGGAAAAUAGAACCUAAUAUCGUCGUUGAUAAUAUUCUUAUUCAAGGCAUGUUUAUUGCUGGGAAGCUUGAAAAUGUCAUGAUCAAGGGACUUCCUAGAGAAGGGCAGUCAGAUGAAGCAUACAAAUUGUUUCGAAAAAUGAAAGACGAGGGCUUCUUGCCGGAUAGUUGCUCUUAUAAUGUUAUCAUUCAAGGAUUUCUUCAAAAUCAGGACUCAUCAACUGCUAUACGACUUAUUGAUGAAAUGGUUGGUAAAAGAUUCUCGGCAGAUUCAUCUACAUUUCAGAUGUUAUUAGAUCUGGAAUCUCGUGAUGAAAUCAUAAGCUGA
Populus trichocarpa (black cottonwood) is the source of this 525-nucleotide messenger RNA. Its product is annotated as pentatricopeptide repeat-containing protein At1g12775, mitochondrial. Lineage: Eukaryota; Viridiplantae; Streptophyta; Magnoliopsida; Malpighiales; Salicaceae. The transcript is spliced from 3 exons. The coding region runs from base 1 to 525 and encodes 174 amino acids. Gene Ontology annotation, molecular function: protein binding. The record is from RefSeq and is a predicted model, not a curated record.